AUGCCGGCUAAAGGGAAGUACCUGUUAAAUGACCAGGAGCUGAAACAUGAGGCCCUGUACAGGAAGUUCUCCUGUAUCAGCCAGUACCAGCCUCUGGUGCUGCUACUAGGCCUAUCCAUGCUGUCCUGCGGAGUCCUCAUCAUCCUCUUCUUCGCCCUGCACCUGUGGUCAAUACACAAAGAGAGCGUGAAACAGUGGUCAAUACACAAAGAGAGCGUGAAACAGUGGUCAAUACACAAAGAGAGAGUGAAACAGUGGUCAAUACACAAAGAGAGCGUGAAACAGUGGUCAAUACACAAAGAGAGAGUGAAACAGUGGUCAAUACACAAAGAGAGCGUGAAACAGUGGUCAAUACACAAAGAGAGCGUGAAACAGUGGUCAAUACACAAAGAGAGCGUGAAACAGUGGUCAAUACACAAAGAGAGCGUGAAACAGUGGUCAAUACACAAAGAGAGCGUGAAACAGUGGUCAAUACACAAAGAGAGCGUGAAACAGAGGUCAAUACACAAAGAGAGCGUGAAACAGAGGUCAAUACACAAAGAGAGCGUGAAACAGAGGUCAAUACACAAAGAGAGAGUGAAACAGAGGUCAAUACACAAAGAGAGCGUGAAACAGAGGUCAAUACACAAAGAGAGCGUGAAACAGUGGUCAAUACACAAAGAGAGCGUGAAACAGUGGUCAAUACACAAAGAGAGCGUGAAACAGUGGUCAAUACACAAAGAGAGCGUGAAACAGUGGUCAAUACACAAAGAGAGCGUGAAACAGUGGUCAAUACACAAAGAGAGCGUGAAACAGAGGUCAAUACACAAAGAGAGCGUGAAACAGAGGUCAAUACACAAAGAGAGCGUGAAACAGAGGUCAAUACACAAAGAGAGCGUGAAACAGAGGUCAAUACACAAAGAGAGCGUGAAACAGAGGUCAAUACACAAAGAGAGAGUGAAACAGAGGUCAAUACACAAAGAGAGAGUGAAACAGAGGUCAAUACACAAAGAGAGCGUGAAACAGAGGUCAAUACACAAAGAGAGCGUGAAACAGAGGUCAAUACACAAAGCGAGAGCGAUCUACAGACAUGGCAUUUACAGAGAGAUUGAGCGCAACACCAAACAACUGACAGGGUUUUUAAACAAAGGGAAAGGAACGGUGAUUGGGUAGGAAACAGGAGGAGGUGUGUCUUCUGAUUGAUGAUUGGUGACUGAUUGGGGAGUGAUGAUUUUCACCUGUGAGGGGAGAAGGAGAGAAAAGAAACACACACACACACAGGAUACGUGUAUCCGUAACACACCGAUCAUACCACGCUCAGUCGCAUAGGUCACUAGCUGUUCAAUCGAAUGCCUCGAUGCCUGCUUUACAUAGUAAUGCCACGGCCACGUAGAAGCGAUCCAAGCAAGCCACUGUCUGUAGGAGCAAUCCAUUUUUGUGAACAAGGUGGUGUACCUAAUAAACUGACAGGUGAGUGCCUUAUUGUCACAAACACGGGAUAGGUGCAGUGAAAUGUGUUGUUUUACAGGGCUUCAGUCAGUCAGGGCCGGUGAACAAAGACGUGGUUGCUUCUUAAAAUGGCACCCUAUUUAUUCCCUGGUCAAAAGUUGUGCACUGUAUAAGUGAAAGGGUGCCAUUUGGGACACACUCAUGCUGUUGACAUUGGCAGGGCCUGAGGCACUGUAGCACUUUUCUCAUUCAGGUGUUGAUGCCAAAUUAGGUCCAUCAUCAGGUCUCAUUACUGCUCCCUCCUAAAGGAAAACAAGGGGCUUUAUUGGCAUUGGAAACAUGUUUACAUUUGCAAAUGUAAGUGGAAUAGAUAUUAAACAAAAGUGAAAUAAAUAAUAUGAAAUUAACAUUUCAAAUGUUAUAUUGCUGACUAUGUACAGUGUUGUAACUAUGCAAAUAUUUGAAUUACAAAAGGGAAAAUAAAUAGACAGA
Oncorhynchus keta (chum salmon) is the source of this 1920-nucleotide messenger RNA. RefSeq lists its product as uncharacterized. Bases 1 to 1152 code for a protein of 383 amino acids. The transcript is spliced from 5 exons. The record is from RefSeq and is a predicted model, not a curated record. NCBI's taxonomy places the organism in Eukaryota, Metazoa, Chordata, Actinopteri, Salmoniformes, Salmonidae.